This is a messenger RNA of Trypanosoma cruzi, 1725 nucleotides long. RefSeq lists its product as uncharacterized. The transcript has a single exon. Lineage: Eukaryota; Euglenozoa; Kinetoplastea; Trypanosomatida; Trypanosomatidae. The coding region runs from base 1 to 1725 and encodes 574 amino acids. The record is from RefSeq and is a predicted model, not a curated record.
AUGAAGACAAAUAGUCUGGCUGAUAAUAGGGCGCUUUUGCAGGUUCUUUCUCUCUCAGAGAAUACGGAGCUGACGCCUACGGAUAUUCUUAGUUGUGCAAUUGUCGGCGGUGUUGUUGGAAUUUUUGAGGAUGAGAAAAAACGGUACGUGGACUCCGUGUUGCUACCGUCCUCUCGUGACCUCACGACAUUAGCUACGUUUAUUGCGGAGGGAUUUUUUGCGCCGUUUCUUCGUUCGGCAUUAGGUGAUCAUUUGCCGCGGUACACCAUUAUCGCGGAGUCGGGUUGCUUUGAGGCGUUGUCCCUUCCAGUGAUUUUGUUUCCCGAUUGUUUUUUGCUGUUGCCAUCCCCGUAUGUUGCGUCUCCGAACAACACGACUCCGCCAGGUUUUCCCUUGGGGGGAGGCGCCAUCAAUGUAUCAUUGGACGGCUUUUCAAUGGCCUCUGUGUCUUCCGUGCCGACGGAGGUGGCCGACGUCUUGCAGCUUCAUCAGCACCGUUCGCAUGUGGCGUUGUUACUCUUAAAAAAUGUAAAUGAGAUUUUACGAGAUGCGGAGGUUUGGAAGUUGAAGAUUUCAAAGGAAAAAAUGACGGCAGGGAUCUCUGAAAUGGCUGCCAUCAAUGCUGUAAUGGCGCUUUUUUAUGAGGUGAAGAUGUUGCUGCUUUGCUGUCUUGUGAGUAGCAAGAAGGCGUACACGGUCGAAAAGGAUUUUUUCACUGGUAGCCACAAUUCCGCACAGAAAUACUUUAGUGAGCUCUUUUCACCGGAUGAGCUCUGCAGGAUAUUUGAUCAUAAAAGUCGAUCUUCCGCAGAGCACGUGGAAAAGUGGUACGACGCCAUGAUGACUACUCUCAUCGACGGGGUGUCGGCACAGGACAGUGAGUUGCAAGCGUAUAUUCACGAAUUGCAGCGGUCAUUAGCCGAGGAUGAGCGGCGAAUCACUGGAGCGCCGCUGUAUCUUCUUCAUCGACCACACGAUGCGGCAAGCACGACACUUAUCCAUCUUGCGUGUGUGCACUCGGAACUUCCAAGCCUCGAAUUACAACCUGGUGAAAUGUUUCUUUUGCUUGACCCUCUAGGUGAGUCCCUGCUGUUUGAUGCGGAGCCAUCGAAGCUUUGUACGCUGCUCCGCCGCUGCGCUUUAGUGAAGCUAACAGUAACACAGCUGCGGGACGCGGAAAGAAUACUAUCGUGCUCCCCUUGGUGUGAGCUUUGCGAUACCGUUGUAGAAUCCGUUCAAUAUCACCUCAAUAACGAUGCAUUCUUGUCCGUCGUGCUUGAGAAGAAUAGUUCCUUCCUUGUGAAACUGGUGCGGUGGCUGAGAGGGAUGCCCGCAGCCGAAGAAGACGGAACAAUGGUCCGUUCGACGGAAACAAGGCAGCAAGAGGUUCUGGGGGUGUCUAUGGCAAACCACAUCAUUGAAUACGCCAUUCAUUUCUCCUCGUUUGGCGCCGCUAUCGCACAAUUCAUACGUGAGGUGGUCAGCUGCACGGAAAUAAGCGAGCCACAGCUCCAUACAUGGGUGGAUCGCUCGAUAAUCGAAUUGGAGAACAAACCAUCGGCGGCGGUUGGGCUUUUCGCACUUGUUGUGGCCUUCUCCCUCGCACAGAGGGGCUGGGAUUUACCGGGGGCAACCCGCGAGUCAGCCAUUCGGCUCUGCACACAACAUAAACAACAGCCGAAUUGUGUUACACUGCUCAAUUUGCUCCGCCGCCAUUCCCAGUAG